Molecule: messenger RNA, 3511 nt
Organism: Colias croceus (clouded yellow)
Lineage: Eukaryota; Metazoa; Arthropoda; Insecta; Lepidoptera; Pieridae
Product: TOX high mobility group box family member 3-like
Exons: 14
Coding region: 296-2233 (645 amino acids)
Biological process (GO): regulation of transcription by RNA polymerase II
Cellular component (GO): nucleus
Molecular function (GO): chromatin DNA binding
Source: RefSeq, a predicted model, not a curated record
AACGCCACGCAGUCUUCCCGCGCGGUUCGCACGUGUGUCUAGCGCAUCACACAUAACUCCGUAAAUGUUUUCCGCUGAUUUCGAUAAUAUUUCAAGAAAAGUAAAUAUUGCCCAAUGUCAUUUUGUGAACCUACAUUUGAUGUGAACUCGAACUAUACAAUGAACUGUGUACUGUGGAAUUAAAGUGCUCUAUCAAUUAAAAUUGGAAUUAUUUCAAUUUUACUUCCUCAAUUUUUUUAUCAAAUCUUAAUGAAGCCGGACUACCUACGUAAAUAAUUGGAUUUAAGCGUUCUUUAUGAAUGAACGGACUGAAACUAUCGACGCCUCAUUAUCAAAUACCCGCAGCGCCAAAGCUGGUCUGUACGCCAUGAGUGACCAAACAUUUCACACACCAUCCUUUGGCGAUGAAGAGUUUGAUAUACCACUGAUACAUGGACAACACGCAAAUAAUGGAGGUGCACAGAAUUCCCACAUACAGUAUACACAAAUGCACCAUGCUGCACCUCAGGUUGGUAUGAUGAAUCCUGCUCAAGAUGGUCUAGCUCCGCCGGGCGGUGCACCGUCUUAUCAACAACCAUUAUAUUUGCAAGAACCGCACACGCCUGUAACAACUCACAGUGGUGCUGUAGCGCCUUCCGGGAAUUAUAUGAUUCAGCAGCAGCCAGGAGGUCAACAACAGCUAUUAAUGUUGCAACCAACCCAAGUAAUGAGUGGCCCACCAACCCCUAGCACACCCACGCAGCAGGCUCCAGUAUAUGGUUCCCCUCAAAGAGCCUCUCCACCUGGCACCACUAGUGAUGACUCUGAUGACAGUGUACCAUCACAACAUUCUCAGUUGCCUGGUGAUGCGGAAAGCCUUCUGCCUAUACAUUAUUGCUCAGCGAGCCGGCAGCAACAAACUGCGCUUCAUCAGAUGAAUAUGACAAUGGGAGUAAAAAGGUCUUCACCUGAACCUAUGGAUAAUGGAAUCAAUCGUGGCCAAAUGCAGAAAAAGCCAAAAGUACAAAAGAAAAAAAAGAAACGGGAUCCAAAUGAACCACAGAAGCCAGUUUCAGCAUAUGCCUUAUUUUUUCGCGACACACAAGCUGCUAUUAAGGGUCAAAAUCCAAAUGCAAGCUUUGGUGAAGUUUCUAAGAUUGUUGCAUCAAUGUGGGAUGGAUUAGAUUCUGAACAUAAAAGUGUUUACAAGCAAAAAACAGAAGUAGCCAAAAAAGAGUAUUUGAAAGCUUUAGCAGCAUAUAGAGCCAGCCUAGUGUCAAAGGGAUCAGAACAAGACAAUCAAGUGAUGUUUAAUCAUAAUAAUACAAAUACCAAUUACGGAAAUUAUUAUCAGGGCCAAGGAUACGGUAAUGGCCAUUCACCUCAAGGCUUUGUACCUAAUGCGACUCCUCAAGGAUAUUCUCCACAAAACUAUCCUGGUGGGCAGCCCCAAACUACAUACGCUGGACAACAACCUCAGGGCUACCCGAAUAAUCCUCAACAAUCACCUCAAAACUAUCAAGGAAACAUAGGACAUCCAGGCCAAUCAUACCAAGGUGUACCUGGGCAGCCACCUCAAAACUAUCAAGUGAAUCCAGCUGCGUCCCCACAAAACUGUCAACCAAACAUGACUCAGCAGUCCCCUCGGAACUACCAACCUACCCAAUCUCCCCCUAAUUACGCAGCAAAUGCGGGACUGUCCCCGCCUAACUACAGACAAGUGCAAUCUCAGUCACCUCCAAUGGCUAAUGUGCAUGCAGCUAUGCAAUAUCAUCACAGUCAGCAGAUGCAGCAAGCACAUCAAGUCCAGCAGUACCAGCAACAGCCCCAACAGAACCACCAACAAACACAGCAACAACAAAAUCAGAACCCACAGCAACACCAGCAACAGCAGCAACAACUACAUCAGCAACAACAGCAACAACACCAUCAGCAACAGCAGCAACAACAAUUACAUCAACAACAGUCACCGCAGCAACAGCAAGCACAGAACCAAGCAAUAAAAAGUGAACCUCAUACAAACAACAAUAAUGCUGCUUCCGGUAUUCCACAACAAUCAACGGAGCAAAGUGAAACAAAUACAACAACAUCUUGUGUAAGGCAAGGCUGCACCAAUCCUGCCAUUGCCAACAGUGAAUGGGAAAAUGAAUAUUGCUCUAAUGAAUGUGUAGUCAGCCAUUGCAGAGAUGUCUUCAGCUCUUGGGUCGCAUCAAACACGAACAACCAAAUGCAAAAUUUUUCUGCCGUGAAGUAAAAUGCAUAUCACAAAAUUAAUCGUAUUAAGGGAGUAUAUUUUAUAUGUUUUUAACAUUACAACAUUAUGUAAUACAAUGACAAAAUAAAAUCAUUUUGUCAAACAGAUUGUUAUGUUUUAAAUUAUACCUCGAAGUUAUCAGUAUUGUUUUGUUUUGUAUAAAGUAGUCAGAUAAAACAAAUGUUUUUUAUACUUUUUAUGUUGUAAUUUAGCUCUUAGCCAUAUGUAGUUCUGUGAAUAACUAUUAAAUAGGUUGAUAAGAUCUAUGAACGAACACAACAAAUACAUGAAAUUUACAUAUUAUACUUUAAAAAUUAAUUCUUCCAAAAAAUCAAAAUGAAAAGUUUAGUAACUUGAACUUGUAAUUUAUCUUGUCAAUAAAUCUAAAGAGAUGGUAUUUUGAAAGUCCAAAUAAUAUCAGUGUAGUCCACUAUUGGUUGCAUCAUAGAUAAAUUAAUUAUUAAUGUAAUUGUGACUAGUGAUAACAUAAAUUCAUAUUUUUUUAUUCUCAGUCAUUUGUUAAUAAUGUAAUCUUGACAUUUAAGUACAUUACCUUGUUAAGUUAAAUGUAAGUUAUAAUAUUGUUUUAUUUUAAUAGGUAGAAUCUCUUAUUCAAAAAUCAUGUUUAAUUGAUAUUCACAAGUUACAUUUUUGCCUUAAAUAACAUUAAGAUACUUAGUUUUAAAGUAUAGUUUUUAAGUGUUAUUAGGCCAACAAUACAAAAUUUCGACUUAAACAUGUCGCGAUUAAUAUAAAAUAUAGGUGAACUCCUAUGUGAAAUAAAAGCAUUAUCGCAAUGUUAUGUGAAGUUAGAUUUGAAUUGUAGAAUAUUAUAGAGAUGUUUAACAUUGGACUAAAUAAGUGAUGUAUCAAAAAUAGCAUGACAUUAAAAAUAAUGCAUUCUUUAUACAUUUAGUAGUUAUUUCUUGUAAAUUGACUAUGAUAAUUAUAAUCCUAUGUACACGGUGGCAAUAUUUACUCAUUCCUCUAGGAGUUGUGCUUAGCAUAGGUUUUAGCUGGACCAAAAUGUCAUUUAUAUUCAAAGCAAUGAUAUGUUUAAGGUAUUGUUUUAUUACUGUACAUUGAUAAUUAAACAAAGAAUGUAAAUAAAUAUUUGCAGUGAUAGCAAUAUUCUAGGACUGCUCACGAUACAUCGUGUUGUGUUUCGCCUAAGUAGUCCCGUUAGUUCACUUAGUAAGUGGAAAUUAUCUUUAUUAAAAUGUAAAAUUACAAUGUAUAAAUUAUAUAACUAGAACUUCAUUAAAAUUUCUUAAGCAA